Molecule: messenger RNA, 1674 nt
Organism: Lampris incognitus (smalleye Pacific opah)
Lineage: Eukaryota; Metazoa; Chordata; Actinopteri; Lampriformes; Lampridae
Gene: hpdl
Product: 4-hydroxyphenylpyruvate dioxygenase-like
Exons: 5
Coding region: 1-1329 (442 amino acids)
Biological process (GO): aromatic amino acid metabolic process
Molecular function (GO): 4-hydroxyphenylpyruvate dioxygenase activity
Source: RefSeq, a predicted model, not a curated record
AUGGCAGCCUACUUGAGCCGGCUACAUCACAUUUCCCUCCACGUUUCAAAUGCGGAUAGAAUAGCUUGUGACCUUGUUUCCAGAUUCAAGUUUAACUUGUUUGCGGCCAGGGUAAGCGGCAAGUCAAAGCAGCUGGCUUUAAGGAAAGGAGCGGCAGUUUUCGUGGUGAAUGAGCGACCAAAUCAAGUCACGUUAAGAUGUCAUGAGGACCUGCAGAGCGCCACGGGUAGACGGGAGGACCUGCAGAAACGCUGCCGCGGUGGUCCCGUCAAACAUCUUUACGACGUCAAUCCGCAGUACUCCGUGGACACAGCAUGCAACGUUUGUUUCGAGGUAGAGGAUGUGGGAAGGUCAUUCAAGGCUCUCUGCGACCAAGGCUGCGAUUUCCUGGUGCCACCCACGGUAGUCCAGGACGAGAGGGGGCUUGUCACCUACUCCAUUGUGAAGUCCAUCGUGGGAAAUGUGAGUCACACGCUUGUUGACAGAACUAAAUACGAAGGGAGUUUCCUACCUGGAUUCGAUGACGUGGGAAACGUGAACAACAACUGGAAAGCUGACAACAGAGCUUGUCCAGUCACACAUUUUGACCACAUAACCUACGCGUGUCCAAGCAAAACUACCCCACGAGUGAUGCACUGGUAUGAGAAGGCGUUUGGUUUUCAGAGGUUUUUCAUUGAUAGUAAUGAAGAUGUGGAUGAAGGAUAUGUCCUAAACCAAGAUGGCAUUGGGCUCCGUCUUACUGCGAUGGAGUAUUGGAAAUGCAGUAAAGCAGGAAUUACACUUCCAUUCAAGAAUGAAAAUGAACCGGACUGCAAGUUUGUCAUUGCAGAAUCAUUACCUGAACAAGGCAGCAACCAGGUAGACACUUUUCUGGAGGAGCACAGGGGUCCAGGAAUACAGCACAUUGGAUUGUACACACAAGACAUAGUCUCCACGGCACACACCAUGGCUGAGGCUGGUGUGCAGUUCUUCUCCCCCCCACCCACAUAUUACACCGAGGUGGGAAAACAGCAGGAGAUAGAGGAGGCAGGUCACAACCCCCAGAUGCUGGCCCAGUAUGGCAUUCUCCUGGACACAGACCUGUGCCAAGAUGCCCAAUCACACACAGCAUCCUUAGAGAAUAAACGCUACUUGCUCCAAGUGUUCACCAAGCCCAUCUUUGCAGAGGACACCUUUUUCCUUGAGCUGAUCGAGCGAAGGGGGGCGUCGGGCUUUGGCGAAGGGAACAUCAGAGCUUUGUGGAGGUCUGUGCAGGCAUACAUGGAGAAUGAGAGGGGGCAUCCUACAGGAGAGAGCACUCUGAAAAAUGUGCAAACUGCUCAACGUUAAACAUUAGAGUAUUCUAUACCUACAGAGGAUCAAAUAUUUUGUGUCUUUUUGUUUGUUUGUUUGUUUAUUUAUUUAUUUACCUAAAAGCAUGACUGCAAAGUGAAACGUAGACCCCUCUUUUCACUUGUCUGUGAUCUCAGCAUAUGUUGAUGGUCCUGUUUAGAAUGUAUCUGUUACACUCUCAGCAAGCAAAGAAAAUACUUUAUAUUUUAUACAGUAUGUGUAUUUAAGCAUAAAUGAAUUUUCCAAAGCUGUAAAGCGGCACUAUGAACAAAGUGAUCCAGAAUUAAAAAAAAAAAAGAUACAUUGCCACAAAUGAAAUGUUAUUCUGAGAAUAAACUUGCA